AUUCACCACAGAUAUGCCUGGCCAGCUGCUCUGCUGCUCCUGUGCCUCAGCACUUGCUGCCCUGUGAUUGCAGAUAACAAGCAUAAGAAGUGAUUGCAGAUAACAAACAUAAGAAGUGAGUUACAAAGUUGGGGUAAGAAACCAAAAGCAACCUGCCUUUAUCGAGUUCUCAAGAACAUAAUCGACACCUUGGUACAUUAUCAAGAUGCAUUAAGGAACUGGAUACAGUGCCAAAAGAGCUCCAUGCGUUUCCAUGACUCUCUUGAACCCUGACUCAGAUACUUUUGGAUAUAUAUUUCUGUUCUAAGGAGAAGAGUGUGUAUUCCAACUCCUUUCUGCCAGCUUGCUGGCAGAGAGAUUUCACUAAGAUCAUGGACCAUCCUAAUAGGGAAAAGGAUGAAAGGCAGCGGACGACAAAAGGAAUGCCGGGAAGGAGUGGGCAUGGUUCUCGACCAAGCUCAUCGGCAUCUUCUGGCGUUCUGAUGGUGGGACCCAACUUCAGAGUGGGCAAGAAGAUUGGGUGUGGGAACUUUGGAGAGCUCAGACUAGGUAAAAAUCUCUACACCAAUGAAUAUGUAGCGAUCAAGCUGGAACCAAUAAAAUCACGGGCACCACAGCUUCAUUUAGAAUACAGGUUUUAUAAGCAACUUGGAAGUGCGGCUGAAGGGCUUCCCCAGGUGUAUUACUUUGGACCGUGUGGAAAGUACAACGCCAUGGUACUAGAGCUGCUUGGUCCUAGCUUGGAAGAUCUAUUUGACCUCUGCGAUAGGACGUUCACGUUGAAGACGGUAUUAAUGAUAGCCAUCCAGCUGAUAUCUCGCAUGGAGUACGUGCAUUCGAAGAACCUCAUCUACCGAGAUGUCAAGCCUGAAAACUUCCUUAUCGGCCGGCAAGGCAACAAGAAAGAGCACGUCAUUCACAUCAUAGACUUUGGAUUGGCAAAGGAGUACAUUGACCCGGAAACCAAAAAACACAUACCUUACAGGGAACACAAGAGCUUAACUGGAACAGCCAGAUACAUGUCCAUCAACACCCAUCUUGGCAAAGAGCAAAGUCGUCGAGAUGACUUGGAAGCCCUUGGCCAUAUGUUCAUGUAUUUCCUCCGAGGCAGUCUGCCCUGGCAAGGACUGAAGGCUGACACCUUAAAAGAGAGGUAUCAGAAGAUUGGGGACACAAAGAGAAACACUCCGGUUGAAGUUCUCUGUGAGAACUUUCCAGAGGAGAUGGCCACGUACCUGCGCUACGUUCGGCGGUUAGACUUCUUCGAGAGACCAGACUACGAUUAUUUACGAACCAUCUUCACAGAGCUGUUUGAAAAGAAAGGUUACACCUUUGACUACGCCUAUGACUGGGUUGGCAGGCCAAUUCCUACUCCAGUGGGAUCUGUUCAUGUAGAUUCUGGGACGUCCGCAAUAACAAGAGACAGCCACAUCCAUAGGGAUCGGCCAUCACAGCAGGCCCUUCGCAAUCAGGCGUCAUCAGAUCGCCGAGGGGAGUGGGAGAUCCAGCCAAGCCGGCAGACCAAUACCUCGUACCUGACAUCUCAUUUGGCUGCAGACCGGCAUGGAGGAUCAGUACAGGUGGUCAGUUCAACCAACGGGGAGCUGAACGUGGACGACCCAACAGGGGCACACUCCAAUGCACCGAUAACAGCGCAGGCGGAGGUGGAGGUGGUGGAAGAAGCUAACUGCCUGAAAAUGCUCAACUUGUGGUGCUGCUGCUUCUUUAAGAGGAAACGGAAGAAGACGGCUCAGCGUCACAAGUGACCGGUGCCUCCUGGGCCGUGCAGGAACCACCUCGCCUGCAGCUCCUGCCCUGUCUCACUGGAAGGGGCUUCUCUUUAGGGGGAAGGAGGAGGAGGCAGAGAAGGAAGAGAGAAAAACGUAAAAAAAAAAAAAAAAAAGAAAAAAAAAUUGACUUUUUAAACCAAAAAGAGAAGAAAACGUUCCAAAACAAACCACUCUGGGGUGGAUCUGCUGAAUGGUCUCCCUCGUUCACUCCAAGCCUGAAGCUCCUUUUGGGACCAGGACUGUGGCUGGCUCAGGUCUUGGUCGCCCUGGGAGGGGGGCUGGCUGGCUGACCCUCCUUCCCGUUGUUUACGGCGAAGGCAUCGUUCACGCAAACCUGAGGACUGUGCUUAGUUCCUGCUCACUUUCCUCCCUCCCUCCCCUGCACCCUCUGCUCCUCUGUCCUCCUCCCUCCUUAAUCCAGCGAAGACAUACCGUAGGCUGUAGAGAGGGCAGGAGGGUGCAGAGGGAGAAGGGCCUGACUGCUGCAGCAGUGAGAGACAGGUUCCCUUUUGGCCUCCUUGGGAACAGUUACACUGUAAUGUGCAAGCUGUGAGAAAUUUGCAAUCUACUGUUCCAGUUAGGGUUUUUGUUUGCGGCUCCCCUGACACCUCCCUCCUCUGACGGUAACAGAGCAACGUGGAUUGUUUUAACGAA
Molecule: messenger RNA, 2444 nt
Organism: Neopsephotus bourkii (Bourke's parrot)
Lineage: Eukaryota; Metazoa; Chordata; Aves; Psittaciformes; Psittacidae
Gene: CSNK1G1
Product: casein kinase 1 gamma 1
Exons: 14
Coding region: 372-1766 (464 amino acids)
Biological process (GO): peptidyl-serine phosphorylation; positive regulation of canonical Wnt signaling pathway; endocytosis
Cellular component (GO): plasma membrane; cytoplasm; nucleus
Molecular function (GO): protein serine/threonine kinase activity; ATP binding
Source: RefSeq, a predicted model, not a curated record